Messenger RNA from Gymnogyps californianus (California condor), 2230 nucleotides. It is a transcript of the gene PPM1E, whose product is annotated as protein phosphatase, Mg2+/Mn2+ dependent 1E. Gene Ontology annotation, molecular function: protein serine/threonine phosphatase activity; cation binding. Lineage: Eukaryota; Metazoa; Chordata; Aves; Accipitriformes; Cathartidae. Gene Ontology annotation, biological process: protein dephosphorylation; negative regulation of protein kinase activity. The record is from RefSeq and is a predicted model, not a curated record.
AUGGCCGCGGGCGGCUCGGGCAGCAGCAGCGGCGGCGGCAGCGCGGAGGAGAAGAGCUACCGCCGCUUCCUCGAGCUGUUCUUGGGCGAGUUCCGCGGGCCCUUCGGGGCAGAGCCGGCGCCGGCUCCCCCUCCCGCUGCCGCCGCCCCGGCCGCCGCUGACGAGGACCCCGGGGCAGAGGGAGAAGCGGGAACGGCCGCCGAGGCGGAGGAGGGCGAGGGCGACGCCGGCGACCCUCAGCCGCCUGCCCCGCCGCCGCCUCCCCCGCCGCUGCCCCUGCCCCGGCCGCUCUCGGAGUACAUCACGGAGGAGGAGGUGGAGGGCGAGUGCCUGGACCUCUGCCUGCAGCAGCUCUACAAGUAUAAUUGCCCUUCAUUUUUGGCUGCUGCUUUAGCUAGAGCAACUUCAGAUGAAGUCCUUCAGAGUGAUCUUUCGGCACACUACUUACCAAAGCACGUGGACAAUGCAGAUGGGAUCAUACAGAUUGAGACAGUGAAGCUAGCCCGCUUAGUUUUUAGCAAACUGCAUGAGAUCUGCAGCAACUGGGUGAAAGACUUUCCGCUCCAGCCGAAGCCCCACCGCUACUACGAGACAUCCAUCCAUGCCAUCAAGAAUAUGCGCAGGAAGAUGGAAGACAAGCACGUCUGCAUCCCAGACUUCAACAUGCUCUUCAACCUUGAGGACCAAGAAGAGCAAGCUUAUUUUGCAGUGUUUGAUGGUCACGGGGGAGUGGAUGCUGCCAUCUAUGCCUCCAUCCAUCUCCAUGUGAACAUGGUCCACCAGGAGAUGUUUCAGCAUGACCCGGCAGAAGCGCUGUGCCGAGCGUUCCGGGUGACCGAUGAGCGCUUUGUCCAGAAGGCAGCCAGAGAGAGUCUGCGUUGCGGAACCACCGGGGUGGUGACUUUCAUCCGAGGAAAUAUGCUGCACGUGGCUUGGCUUGGGGACUCCCAGGUUAUGCUCGUGAGGAAAGGCCAAGCUGUGGAACUGAUGAAACCCCACAAACCAGAUCGAGAGGAUGAGAAGAAGCGCAUUGAGGCACUUGGUGGCUGUGUGGUCUGGUUUGGAGCCUGGAGGGUGAAUGGGAGCCUGUCAGUCUCCAGAGCUAUUGGGGAUGCUGAGCACAAGCCAUAUAUCUGUGGGGAUGCAGACUCUGCCUCCACUGUACUAGAUGGCUCUGAAGACUACCUCAUUUUAGCCUGCGAUGGCUUCUAUGACACAGUCAAUCCCGAUGAGGCAGUCAAAGUGGUGGCUGACCAUCUAAAGGAGAAUAACGGCGACAGCAGCAUGGUAGCACAUAAAUUAGUGGCAUCUGCUCGGGAUGCCGGUUCCAGCGACAACAUUACUGUCAUUGUGGUAUUUCUCAGGGACAUGAACGCAGCAGUCAAUGUUAGCGAGGAGUCGGACUGGACAGAGAACUCUUUUCAAGGUGGGCAAGAAGACGGCGGGGAAGAUAAGGAAAACCACGGAGACUGCAAACGACCGUGGCCCCAGCACCAGUGCUCAGCACCUGCAGACCUAGGGUAUGAAGGACGAGUGGAUUCCUUCACCGACAGAACUAGCUUAAGCAUAGGGUCCAGCGUUAACCUGUUUGACGAUCAAGGCUAUUUAGACCUGACAAAACCAGAAACUAGUUCACCUCAGAGUGCCAAAUGUCUGCCGCCAAUUCAAGCGUUUAGUCCCGGCAUACCAAAGAGUGCGAAUUUGUUCAACGGCUUAGCAGUGAAGAACGAAUCACCAGAGCGCACCGCGUCAUCGAUCCGUGGACAGAGCGAUCCCCGGGAGUACAACGCUCCUCUUAGUUUGGGUGCUGCAGGGCAGAGCAUCUACAGGGUGAAGGGUUUAUCCCCCAUCUUCUUUGGGCUGGAAGAUGAACUGUUCAAAUCCUUGGGAAAACGAGCUGCGUUCUUUCACUUCCGGCUCUGUACCGGGAAGAGGCGACCAGGAGCCAGGCUCAAACCAAAGUUUCACACGCCGCUCUUGGCUCGUGAGCCUUCCCAUAGAGAAGGAUCGAGUCUGUCCUUACCCGUCCGGGGCCGCGGUAGCAGGAGGUUGUCGGUAAGACACUCCCCGUGGUGGAGCCUGGCUAGUCAUAGCGCUUACAGCGAGAGCGUGUUUUUGAUGCAACAAAGUAAUUGUAUACCAGAUUCAUACCUUCAUCAAUGCUGUAAAAUGUAACCAUCUCCCUCGUGUUCCCCCGUCAGACUCCCAGAGUAGACAUUCCCAAAAUAAA